AUGGAUCAUAACAGUACAUCAGCCAUGGAGACCAAAACAAUUGUUUCUCGAUUCAUAAGAAAGCUCUACACAUGUCCAGAGUGCUCUGUUUAUUUUCAGCCUCCAAUACUGCAGUGUUGUUAUGGACAUCUUAUAUGUUCUAAGUGUCGAUCCAAGGAGACUUGUUGUCGAAGAUGUCGGGAACCUUUGGGCAAUAUUCGGAACUUGGCAAUGGAGGAAUAUGCAAGCGCCCAUAUGUUCCCAUGCAAAUAUUCACAACCUGGCUGUGCAGUAGCCCUUCUAUACACUGAGAGGAGGGAACAUGAAGAAGCGUGUGAAUUCCGGCCAUACCCCUGUCCGUUCCAGGGGCCCUUUUGCAAGUGGCAAGGUUGCAAUAAUAAGGUGAUACCUCACACUAUGAAGUCUCAUAAUUCAGUCGAAAUUCUUCAAGGAGAGUACGUCGUAUUCUCAGCAACACACAUCAAUCAGCCAGGAGCAGGGAACUGGGUCAAGAUGCAGACAUGCUUUGGCCACCAUUUCAGGUUGCUACUUCUGAACCGAGGGGAGUUGAAUGAACGUGAAAAGUUCCUUUUUACAGUACACCUGAUUGGAUCAAGGGAACAGGCUGGAAAAUUUGCAUAUACGCUACAAGUGAAAAAGCGAAGAGAACAUUUGACAUGGGAAGCAACACCAAAAUCCAUCCUUGAACCAUACUUCAAAAUAAUAAUGAAGCCUGACUGUCUCAGAUUUGACGCCUGCACCGCCAGACUUCUUGCACGUAAGGGCACCCUGAGAAUCCAUGUGUCAAUUCGUAUGGUCUGA
Cryptotermes secundus is the source of this 801-nucleotide messenger RNA. RefSeq names its product E3 ubiquitin-protein ligase SIAH1A. Gene Ontology annotation, biological process: multicellular organism development; proteasome-mediated ubiquitin-dependent protein catabolic process. NCBI's taxonomy places the organism in Eukaryota, Metazoa, Arthropoda, Insecta, Blattodea, Kalotermitidae. The transcript has a single exon. Bases 1 to 801 code for a protein of 266 amino acids. Gene Ontology annotation, molecular function: ubiquitin conjugating enzyme binding; zinc ion binding; ubiquitin protein ligase activity. Gene Ontology annotation, cellular component: cytoplasm. The record is from RefSeq and is a predicted model, not a curated record.